Messenger RNA from Chondrus crispus (carragheen), 1542 nucleotides. RefSeq lists its product as hypothetical. Gene Ontology annotation, molecular function: nucleic acid binding. Gene Ontology annotation, biological process: DNA integration. The record is from RefSeq and is a predicted model, not a curated record. Bases 1 to 1542 code for a protein of 513 amino acids. The transcript is spliced from 3 exons. NCBI's taxonomy places the organism in Eukaryota, Rhodophyta, Florideophyceae, Gigartinales, Gigartinaceae.
AUGCCCUUCGGGCUAACUAACGCGCCAGCGACGUUUCAGAGAGCAAUGGAUAUCCUGCUCUCUCCGUUCCGUUGGAAAUGCUGUUUGUGCGAAUUUUUCGUGGAAAAGAUCAAGUACCUGGGCCACGUCGUCCGCCCAGGUACGCUAGAAGUCGAUGUCGCGCGAACCGCCGCGUUGGAACAAGUGCAGUACCCGCGAACACAGACACAGCUCAGGAGCUUCCUGGGACUCUGCAAUGUCUACCGCAGGUUCGUUCCGCAUUAUGCGAAAAUCGCGCGGCCUCUAAACCAACUACUGAAGAAAGGACAACCGGUCCAGUUGGAAGGAUUCGACGAACCGUGCAAGAAAGCUUUCCAUAAGCUCAAGGACGCUAUCUUGGCACCGCCGGUGUUGGCGCUGCCGAAGAAGGACCUACCCUACUCGGUAGAUACCGAUGCAAGCGACUACCAAAUAGGCGCUGCACUAUUUCAAACACAUCCGGAUGCGCAACGCAAACCCAUCGGGUUCUUUUCAAAAACGUUAGCCGCAGCCGAGAGAAACUAUUCUGUAUCAGAAAAAGAAUGUCUAGCGGUAAUUUGGGCCGUACAGACCUUAAGACCAUAUCUAUAUGGCGAGCACUUCGUCGUGCAUACCGACCAUGCCUCAUUGAGGUGGUUGAUGAACGUAACCGACCCCAGCGGGAGAUUAAUCCGAUGGAGGCUCCGCCUCCCGGAAUUCGAUUUUGAAAUCAAGUACAAAAAGGGAAAGGCUAACAGCCAGGCGGACGCUUUGUCAAGGUUGCGAACCGCAGGAGAAACCGUCGACGAAAUCGACAACGAAAUCCCUUGUUUUACGGCCGAACCGGCCGAGGGAACAGUGGAGGACGAGGAAAGUAUUGACGCGGCAGACGACAUCCUCGCUCUUGAGGGGGGGACCGCCCCUGAUCGCCUCGAUCAAUUCCAAGCUGUGAGAACGUUCAGCACAGAGACCGAGGAACUCGAAGGAACUCUAUGCCGUACCGCGGUGGAGUUUGUACAAGUGGUAAUACCACAAUCGUUAAGGGACCGCGUCCUAGGGUUGAGCCACUACGCAAAAUUGGCAGGCCACCCGGGAGGCAGGAAACUUUACAAGACUUUGAGAAGAUAUUUUUAUUGGCCUACGAUGGCCCUAGACUGCUAUGCAGUCGCGAAGAAUUGCGCCGCAUGUGCGCGGGAAAGGGUGAAGUUCAGAAAAAACACGAAGGAAAUGAAGCUGUUCACGCCCAAAGCGCCGCUGGAAUUUGUCGCCAUCGACAUCCUCGGCGAGCUAAUUACAACUAAGCGAGGAAAUCGGUAUAUUCUCGUGAUCAGCGAUCGAUACUCGAAACUUGUACGGACCGUACCGUUGAAGAAGAUAUCAGCUGCGCACAUCGCACAAGCCUUCGUUCACCAUUGGGUAUUCGUGUACGGACCGCCGUUCAAGCUGCUGUCCGACAAUGGAACACAGUUCACGGCCCGGUUCUUUCAGAAUGUCUGCCGAAUUCUUGGCAUACGCAAUGUGUUCACGACUACGUACCACCCGUAA